AUGGAUCUAUCGCCAUUGACAGUGUUUAAGCGACUUGGGGUUGCAAGUAUCUCCAAUACCGGCCUCGUAAUUGCCGUUCCGUCUCGAGCACCAACACUCGUUACCAACGCCCCGCCAAAUCUACGUGUUGCAGUAAAGGACUAUUUCCUCGUCCAUGGAAUUAAGACAUCACUUUGCAACCGAGCCUACUACGAUCUAAGCGAGCAUGCAGCUUUCACAGCUGAGGUGAUUCAGGCUCUCACUAAUGACGGCGCACACAUACGGGGAUUGACGAAGCUCAGCUCAGUGAUAGCCCCAGAAAAACCCGUGGAUGCCGUUGACUAUUCAACAGCAUCGAAUCCCAGAGGGAAUGGGUACCAGUCUCCUGCGGGAAGCGGUAGUGGAAGUGCUGCUGCUGUUGCGGCUUAUGGCUGGCUUGACUGUGCGAUCGGCACUGAUACGAGUGGAAGUGGUCGUCGACCAGCGUUGGCGAAUGGUGUUUGGCAAUUCAGGCCUUCUCAUGAUUCUAUCUCGUUGAGAGGUCUGGUUAAGACCUAUGACAUAUUUGAUACGUCCUGUGUAUUUGCGAGAAGCCUUGAUACCCUACGUCGAGUUGCGGACACUUGGAUUGCAGUUCCAUCUCUGGUCAAGAAGCAAGCAUAUCGUCUCGAUGGAUCAAAGACUUGA
Molecule: messenger RNA, 666 nt
Organism: Fusarium oxysporum Fo47
Lineage: Eukaryota; Fungi; Ascomycota; Sordariomycetes; Hypocreales; Nectriaceae
Product: amidase signature domain-containing protein
Exons: 2
Coding region: 1-666 (221 amino acids)
Source: RefSeq, a predicted model, not a curated record